GCAAGUUUGACAUUCCAUUUUCAACUGACAUCCUGAUUUUCAGUCUGACGUUUCGCGAUUAUUUUCCUAGUCACAGUUUUUGCUUUUGUCUCGGGGACGUUGAUUUUUUUAUGUCUAGCUUGUAAAGGCAAUUAAAGGUAGAAACGGGCCGAAUAAAUUGUUAAUUUUUAUUCAACUAAUGUGAAAAAGAGAAUGCUUUAUCUGUGCCUGUGGGACUGAAGUUGAAAAUCUUUACAAAAGUGCGGAAAUCGAGAGUGAAGUAGUGUAGAAAAAGUAACGAAAAGAUACCAAGUAAUAACUGAAAGCCAAUGUUGUUUUAGAGACUAAAUAUCAAGAAAUUUAGUGUAAAAUUGUUUAAAAUAAGUUAACAUAAUGAUUUUCGCAUAAGGGAGCAAGCGGAAAUUCUUGGAGGCAACAGGGCGGCCAGUGCAAGGCGCAGCCAGUAUGAGUUCCCGUAUAAAAGCGGAUGUGAAGAAACUAUUCGAAUUUUGGUGCGAAGUCGCGUUGGUGCACAAUGCAGACAAGCGGAAUACGCCUACAGGCGGCAGCCACACAUCAUCCCCACCUUGUGUUGUUGUCGAGAGCUUUCCGGAGGGAUAUCGCGAUGAGAAAACUAUGGCUGACAUACCAGCCUUUGCAUUUCCAUGCAAAAUCGAAAGGUCCAUGCAAUAUCAACUAAUUGUUACCAGUACUUGCCAGUUUUUACUGCAAAUGCAUUCAAUAACCCAAAAAAUAUGCAAGAUACAGCGAAUUCGAGAGCCUAACAACCCGGGAGAGCUGCAAAUUCUUACAAGUAAAGAUUUUGCUAGCAAGAAUUUGUAG
Molecule: messenger RNA, 822 nt
Organism: Rhagoletis pomonella (apple maggot)
Lineage: Eukaryota; Metazoa; Arthropoda; Insecta; Diptera; Tephritidae
Exons: 3
Coding region: 445-822 (125 amino acids)
Source: RefSeq, a predicted model, not a curated record